AUGAAAACGAGCAUCGCCCUGUCGUCGCUCCUCGCCAGCUUGGCCGCGGCGGCCGAGUCCUGCCCCGACUACUCAGACUACGCCCAGCAACGCCAUGAACCGUUCAGCUCCGGCCAGCACAAGCUGUCAUACCAGCGCCCGGCUCCGGCCUGCCGCACCUUCAACUCGUCGGACGUCGAGGAGGUGAUCGAGCGCAUGGAGUCGGCCAUCUCGGACCCGGACCUGUACAGGCUCUUCCAGAACACGUACCCCAACACGCUGGACACGGCGAUCAAGUGGCGGGGCGUGGCGGCGAACAACAGCGACGAGGAGCUCACCUUCGUCAUCACGGGCGACAUCAACGCCAUGUGGCUGCGCGACAGCGCCAACCAAAUGCAAUCGUACCUGCCCGUGCUCAAGGCCGACCCGUCGCGCGACGGCGUGGCCAGCCUGUACCGCGGCGUCAUCAACCUGCAGGCCCGCUACCUCCUGACCAGCCCGUACUGCAACUCCUUCCAGGCUCCCCUCGAGAGCCGGAUCCCGGCCGCGGAGAACGGGGCCGCGGCCGCCGACUCGGUGACGCCGCCGUACAGCAACGCCAGCGUGUUCGAGUGCAAGUACGAGCUCGACAGCCUCGCCGCCUUCCUCGAGGUCAGCGCCAACUACUACAACAGCACGGGCGACCUCGACUUCUUCGGCCGCUUCCAGUGGGUGUCCGCCGUGCAGGCCGUGCUAGGCGUCGCGAGGGCCAUGCAGACGCCCACGUACGGCGCCGACGGCGCCGUCCUCGACAGCCCCUACAAGUUCACGCGCCAGACGACGCGCUCGACCGAGACCUUCGCCAACGACGGCCUGGGCAGCCCCGUCGCCGCCGGCACGGGCCUGAUCCGCUCCGGCUUCCGGCCCAGCGACGACAGCACCACCUUCCAGCUCUUCAUCCCCGCCAACAUGAUGUUCGCCCGCUACCUCGAGCCCACCGCCGAGAUCGUCGCCGGCCUCGGCGCCGGCGCCCCCGCGGGCCUGGCCGACGAGAUGAAGGCCCUAGCAGCAUCCCUCCGCGCGUCCAUCGCCAAGUACGGCAUCGUGCCCACCAAGCGGGCCCCGGACGACAGCAGCGGCGGACACUUCGACACGGUGUACGCCUUCGAGGUGGACGGCUUCGGCUCCUCUCUGAUCAUGGACGACGCCAACAUCCCGUCGCUCCUGGCGGCUCCCUUCCUCGGCUACCUCGACGCCGCCGACCCCGUGUACCGGCGCACGCGCGCGCUGAUCCUCGACGCCGCGACGCCCAACGGCAACCCGUACUUCAUGCGGGGCCCCGUCGUCGGCGCCGUGGGGGGCCCGCACCAGGGCCCGGGAAUGGCCUGGCCGAUGGCCGCCAUCGUGCGCAUCCUGACGUCGGACGACGACGACGAGAUCGCGGGGCAGUUGAGGGAGAUUGUCGGUAGCACCGAUGGACUGGGGCUGAUACAUGAGAGUAUCAAUACGUUUGAUCAGUCUCACUGGACCAGGCAGUGGUUUUCAUGGGCAAACGGACUCUUCGGACAGAUGAUCAUCGACUUGGAGGUCAGGAAGCCGCACCUGUUGAAGCAAAGCUACCAGUGAAUGGAGGUCCAAUCUAAGUUACCUCCCUUACCUAUAAUUGCAAUACACAGCAUCGUCACGUUGUCAAACACUGCAAAGAUGGAAGAUGGAAGAUGGUUUGUCAUGACAGUUUGUCAUGACACUUGAUAUUCCUUGGACCCUUCUCUUUUUUUGUGACCAUCUCCAAUGUGGAGAUCUCCAUGUUUAUAGAAGCUUCUAUGCUAGGUUUAUGACGUCUAACUCCUUGAAAAAUCCAAUGCCCCAUUCCCCAUUUAUCGUCAUGCAAGAUUGUGCUCCCAUAGUUCAUCUUUAGAACUGUUCCAAAUCCGAAGACCGCGUUCCAAGUGCGCGGUCAUUUGGUUUGUUUUCCUUCUCUAAAGCAUAAAAAUAAAAGUGGUAUCAAAAAGUUUCGCCAAAGAACGACCAAAAAAAAUGAAAGACUC
Messenger RNA from Phialemonium atrogriseum, 2006 nucleotides. RefSeq lists its product as uncharacterized. Lineage: Eukaryota; Fungi; Ascomycota; Sordariomycetes; Cephalothecales; Cephalothecaceae. The record is from RefSeq and is a predicted model, not a curated record. Gene Ontology annotation, biological process: carbohydrate metabolic process. The transcript is spliced from 3 exons. Bases 1 to 1584 code for a protein of 527 amino acids.